UUCAUCACCUUUUGAAACUUUGGCGCAAAGAAAAUCACAAUUUUCCCCACUAGAAAUACACAAAACAAAUUUGAAAACAAGAUAUAUAGAGAAAUGAAAUUGGUUUGGUCUCCUGACAAAGCAUCUAAAGCUUAUCUUGAUACGGUUAAAUCGUGUGAGUCGUUACAAGAAUCCAACGUAGCGGAAUUAAUCUCAGCCAUGGCUGCCGGAUGGGACGCGCAAAUGAUCGUAGAAACUUGGUCACGAGGCGGCAUUACAUCAACAAGCAUAGGUCUCUCUAACGCAAUUCACCAGACAGGUGGUAAACAUAUAUGCAUAGUCCCAAAUGAAGACUCAAAAAAUGAGUAUAAAUCAAUUAUGGAGGAAAAAACAGGAAUGUCACCGGAAAUUAUUAUUGGUGAGCCUGAAGAAACAUUGGAAAAUUUAAUUGGGAUAGAUUUUUUGGUGGUAAAUUGUGAAAAAAAUGAUUUUUCGAGGAUAUUAAAGGUGGCUAAAUUAGGAAAUAGAGGGGCAGUUUUGGUAUGUAAAAAUGUGAGUUCAAGAGUUGUAACGGAUUUUAGAUGGAAAAGUGUACUUGAUGGAAGAUCAAGAAUUGUACGGUCUGUUUUUUUGCCUGUUGGAAAAGGAUUGGAUAUUGCACACGUGGGACCCACCGGAGGAAAAAGUGGUGGGGCCCAAGGGAAGAUGGAAAGAAAAUGGAUUAGAAGAUUUGAUAGAGAAUCUGGUGAGGAGUUUGUGAUUCGAAAAUGAUUAUUUUAUUUUAUUUUACAAGUGGUGUUCGAGUCAGUUUGCGAGGAUGUCGACUAAUUCUUCAUGUACCUGCUAUCAAUGUUGCUCAGACUCUUCAGAAAUAUCAACGGGUGUGUGUCGGAUACUCCAAAAGUAUUGCAUUUUGAAGAAUCCGAAUACGGCGACAUUUUGAAAACUUCAAGCAACAUAGCCUACUACCUCCCAUCAGCACGGGUAUCGAGUAACUAUCACUCAGACUUGAACAUAUGAAAACAAAAAUCACACAGUCAAAUUCUUUUGUUUUUGUUUCUUAAAAAAUUGUUUUCAUUUUUUUUUCUUAUUAUUUUUUUCUUUUUAUGGGGCAUUUUUGGGGUUCUGUAUAUAGAUCAUUACAAAGUUGACAUUGUACUGUACAUUUGGUUUGCCAGUUGGGUUUAUACUGGUGUGAUUUUGUUGACAUUGUAUUGGACAUUGUUUGAUAGCAUUUGAAAUAAAGAGAAAAGU
This is a messenger RNA of Lycium barbarum (goji berry), 1233 nucleotides long. RefSeq lists its product as uncharacterized. The record is from RefSeq and is a predicted model, not a curated record. The transcript is spliced from 2 exons. Bases 94 to 750 code for a protein of 218 amino acids. NCBI's taxonomy places the organism in Eukaryota, Viridiplantae, Streptophyta, Magnoliopsida, Solanales, Solanaceae.